Messenger RNA from Panthera uncia (snow leopard), 1005 nucleotides. Its product is annotated as basic proline-rich protein-like. Lineage: Eukaryota; Metazoa; Chordata; Mammalia; Carnivora; Felidae. Bases 1 to 1005 code for a protein of 334 amino acids. The transcript has 2 exons. The record is from RefSeq and is a predicted model, not a curated record.
AUGACCCACGGAGGCCUAACUGCCUCACCUGCCCUCUGCCAGGACCUGCCUCCUUCGCCCCUUACAGCACCUAACGCAGAGCCCCCUCCCAGCGAGCCGGGCUCCAGGAGCAUCAACCCGGCGCCCGCACCCCGGCCCCAGCGCCCUGCGGCCACCGUGCGCUCCGGACCCCGAAGACCCCUCCCCGGCCCGGGGCUCAGAGCCCGGCAGCGCCGGCCCGGGGCUCAGAGCCCGGCAGCGCCGGCCCGGGACUCCGCUCCAUCCCCUCCGCUCGCCCCUCCGGGGCCGGGCGCGCGGCACCGUCUCCCCUCGCAGCGCGCGCGGUGCAGGGGCCCCGGCUCCCGGAGCCCCCCGUCCCCGCCGCUCCCGGCCCUGCACCCCCGCAGGCUCCUGAGGUCCGGGCGCUGCGAGGGCUCCUUCCCGCUCCUCGCGGGCGCGAGGCUCCAGCACCGCGCUCCUCUCCCGCAGCCCGCGGCCGCCGCCGCAAACCCCCCCCGUCACUCACUUCCCGGCCGGAGCUGGGGACGUCGAGAGGGUCUCGGGCGGCCGCAGCCUCCUCCGCCUCCUCCGGCCCGGCCCCGGCGGCUGAGGUGGCGGCUGCGCCCGCUCAGGCCCCGGAGCCGCCCCCGCGGCGAACGUUCUCAGGCGCCCGGCUCGCGCCGUUUCCCCGCCCGGCACGCGCAGCAAGCCCGCCCCCGGCGCGAGGGCGCUAGGGCGCGAGGGCGCAGGGCGGGGGGCGGGCACGCGCCGCCUGCGCGAGCGCGCGGCCGGGGGCGGGGCUUCCGCCGCGCCGAGGAGGGGGCGGGCGAGCGGGCCGAGUUCCCUUCGAACCCCGCCCCCUGCGGCCGAGCGGGACCCGUCCCCCCCAGCUCGCCGGGCGGCUCGCAGACCAGCGAGGGAAACCUGCCCCCUUCGGGCUGGUCGCUCACACUGGCGGCGGGCGGCCGAGGUGCGUUUCAGUUCCACAGGUAUGUGCGGGGCAGCCGGAUACUCGGCACGACGUGA